Messenger RNA from Caenorhabditis auriculariae, 6067 nucleotides. Lineage: Eukaryota; Metazoa; Nematoda; Chromadorea; Rhabditida; Rhabditidae. The record is from the annotation of a GenBank genome assembly.
AUGUCGUCGUCGGCGGUGGUGACGUUCAAGGUAAAAAAAUGUGGUCUUUGAAAAUCUUUAGUGGUCACUUAAGAGGGCUCCUCAAUGAUUCCUUGGAGAGGACCCUAAAGUGAUCACUAAUAUAGAAGCCACUAUUUUGCGUCCUAGUGGCCACUAUAGUAGUUUUCGUGGGCUAAUAGUAUUGCUUAGACUUUAAAAGAGACCACUGAUUUUUUAACCACUUAAGGAACCACUAAUUCGACCACUGUAAGGGCCACUUAAACGUCAAAACCCUAAAGUGGCCACUUGAGUAGCUUUGGCGGCUUUUAAAAUGCUAAAAAGUGCGCUUUUGCACUGUUUUCCUGGCCUGAAAACUUAGGCUUCUGAAGAGGCUACUAUAAUGGCCACGAAAACUUGAAAACCCUUAAGUGGCCACUAGAAUAUUCUCAAGUGAAUAAUCUUGAAACUACACGUCAGUCCACAGUAGAACUUCCAUUAGUUUCAUUUCGGUUCAGAUUUGAGGAACAUAACAGAAAAAACUCGAGUGGCCCCUUAAGAGGUCCCUCAAGAACUGGUUGGACAGGACCCUAAAGUGGUCACUAAAACCACCCCUAUAGGAGCCAUAAUUUUGCGUCCUAGUGGCCACUGUAGUAGUUUUUAGUGGUCUAGUAGUGCCAGUCAGACUAUUUAAGAGGCCACUUUACUUUAACCACUUAAGGGGCCACUAAUUUGACUACUAUAGAGGCCACUUAAACGUCAAAACCCUAGAGGGGCCACUAGCAGUUCUCCCAGUGAUUUUUUUAGGUUAAAAUCGGGAUGAAUUGACUUGAAACAGAAUUUUUCUCAUUUUUUUCCGUUUUUGGAUGGAAAAAUUUAAUUUUUUGGAUGGUAAAUUUGAAAUUUAGUCUUUUUCAAGCUUGGUUCAGGUUCUCGAAAAAUCUUUGAUUUUUUUAUAAAAAAAUUGGUUUUUUUCUUUUUGUAAUGGAUCAGCUUCUGACGGGAGUGCAUUUACAAUUUUUCCAACCUAAAAAAAUUCAUUUUUCCGGCCAAUUUGAUGCGCGAAGCGGUCGCGACGCGUUUUGGCGCCAAUUUUGAAAAAUUUUGGCAUUUUUUUGAGAUUUUUUUGGGUUUCAACCAUAGCAAAUAGAUUUCAGAGCAGAUGCCUUAUUAACAAACUUCAAGAGUUCCCUAAAGUGAUAAUUUUUGACUUGGCGUGAAAAACGCGUCGCGACCGCUGCGCAUGCCAACUGCGAAUACCCAAAUUUUUUUUAUAAAUAAAAAAAAAUAAAUAUAUAAGAAUAAAAAAAAUAACGAAAGUAUAUUAAGGCGGUGAACGGCGGCGACGAGCCGAACGGCGCCGCCUCUGGAGUGAUCCGGCCGUCGGACCACGAGGCCAAGGAGAUGCCCCUGCCGCCGCCCUUGUUGGGACCCCAGUCCUCGACCACCCUGACCAACCAGCAAAGGGAGCAGCAGCACAAGGAGAAGCUCGGCCAUCGGAGGAUCGACAAGCAGGGAGAGGUAGAUUGGGAAAAAUAGGAAAAAUGUGGUUCCUUUGUGAUAAGAGAAGGAAGGGGUAGAAAAUCGUAAUAUUAAAAAUGAACGGAUUAAUUGGCUCAUUUUUGAGUUGGAGGGUACAAGCAGGAUCGACCCGGCCCGAAAAUGUGAUUUUUUUACUGAAAAUUCCACAAAAAUCUCCGGUGAAAAAUUUUUCAGUUAUAGUGAAAAAUGUUUUUUUAGAGCCUCAAGUCCAGCGCCAAGCGCCGUUUUGCCCGAGUAAACGGAACUUUUUUUGUUUUUUAUCUCGAAAGUUUACUUUUGAUUAAAUAAAUGCGCACAAAUGCCUGAAAAAUCGGAAAAGAACGUAUUAGAUAACUUGAAUAAUUCCUUUCUAGGAAACUCUUUCUUUUUUUAACGGAAGCAAGAUUUAUUUUUCGAUGAUAACGCGGUUUUUCUGAUGGCUGAGCUUCAAAAAAUACAUAGAUUUUCAGAAAUCGGAAAAGUUUUCCUGUUGGAAUAAAAAAAAAUGACUUUUUCGCGUUUUCCCAAUCAAAAGUUCAAUGAAAAUUUGAAACGAAUACAAUAAUUGAUUGUUUUUUUUCUCAGGUCAGCUACAAAAAAGUCCCGACCAAUGCCCUUAUGCAAGCGAUUCAGUUGGGCAUCGCCAAUUCGAUUGGUUCGUUUUUUUUUUUGUUUCUUUGAAGUCUUUAGUUUUUAUGGACCUAAAAAUGAGGUUUUUGAUCAUUUUUUCAUUCAAGAAUUGUGUUAGUUUAACCAUUUUUGAACUUUUUCCUAGAAAAUAUGAUCAAGAAUUUUUUUCCAGGAAGUUUGGCCUCGAUGCCGAAUCGGGACCUCCUCCUGCAAGACUUUGAAAAAGUCGAUAAUGUCAAUUUUCCGGCGUUAGUUUUUUUCUAAAUUUUGAUUUUUUUAUAUUAUGUCAGCAAGGAAAGUUAUUUUUUUCAAAUAUUCUUCAUGAACUUCUAGCCAAUGGGAACCUUAUAAUUUUUCGCUCAAUCUUUGAAAGUUUUUCGAAAAAAAGAUGCUGUUUUUUUAAAUAUUUUUUUACCUUUUUCUAAUGUCUUUUUUUCUCUCCAAAAAAAUGAAUUUAAAUCAGUUUUUGAUCUUUAAAUUACGAUUUCCUCAGUAAAUCUCAUUUUUUUGAGAAUUCUGUUUUUUUAUUAUUUUUUUUAUAAGAAACAUAGGAAUUAAACCGAAAUUUGAGGAAAAUCCAUAAUUUCAAGGCUUUCUCAUUUUUUUGCAGUUUUUUUCGUUAUUUUUUUCAAUCAAAAGGCUUUCGAAACUCUUUUUUUAUAUUUUUUUCAUUUUUUUCAAGGUUUGAAUAUUUUUUUCAGAGCUCGAUUUUUUUCAAUUUUUUUCAUUGGAAAUUUGAGUCGUAGAAGCCUUGAGACCUGUAUUUUUCCCGCUUUUUAUAAGAAAAAAAGGUGUGAAUUUAGCCAAAAAAAUAGAGAAAAAAAUGUAACAUUUCUUUCUCAAUGUAUUUUUGUGCAUUAUUUCAACUAAAAUUCGUUUUUUUCUGAUCAUUUUUACGAUCAAAAAAAUCGUUCUCAACACUCGUUUUCAUAUAUUUUUAUUAAUUGUUCGAGGUUUGAUGAUUUUUUUCAGAGAGAAAUAGAGCCAUUAAAUUCGAUGUUUCAUUAGAAAUUUAAGUUUUAGAAACGUUGAGAACUAAUCAUUUAUCGAUCAAAAAUGUUAUCAAAGCUCAUUUUUUAUGUUUUAUCAAUUUUUUGGGCUUUGAAAUGUUUUACGAUGAAAAUUGUAGUUGAAAAAUGAGUUCCGCGAAAAAUUUAGUUUUAGAAGCCUUGAGAACUUUUUUCGAUCAAAAAUGUCCUCGAAACUCAAUUUUCCUGUAGUUUAUUCAUUUAUCAAGCUUUCAGAGCCGGCUCGCCAACGACGCCGUCGCAUUCGUUCGGCGAUUUCCGUUUCCGAACCUACGCCCCAAUCGCAUUUCGAUACUUUCGCGAUCUUUUCCACAUCAAACCCGCCGAUUUUUUGGUAAUUUUCAAUCCAGAAAAAAAUUAUGAUGAGUUUUGAUCCACGUUUUCUGCCGGUUUUUGAGCCGCCCGAACCGUUUUUGACCCUGAAAUCGGUCUUUUUUGGCAUGAAAAUGAUGGAAAAUAUUUAAUUUCUCAAGCGAGUAGUCAGAAAGAGUGCUCUAUGGCAUAUUUGAGCUUUCCCAGGUGAAAUAAAUGAAAAAGGAAAUCACGCCAUAAAUUUGUUUUUAACGCACUACAGGGGCUUCCUAAAACACGCCAUAAUGUUUUUACGUUUGUUUUGAACCUGAAGUCAAUCUUUUUUGGUUUAAGAGGGUAAACAUGUUCUAAAGAAUAUCAGGAAAAUGUGCUCCAUUGCUAAUUUGAAAUUUCCCGGGUUAUAUACUUCGAAAAACGUCGUAAAUCGUUCAAAACGCACUAAAGGAAUUCUAUAAAACACGCCAUGAAUUUUUCAAAAAGCACUACAUAUAUUUCUUCUGAACAUUUCAAUAGAUAUGAUAAAAUUAAUUCAAAAAAUCAUUCUGAAGUCAGGAAAAAGUUGGAAAAUUCUGUUAAAUCAUAUUUCGGUUUCACAUCGGCUAAUAAAAAUGGCGAGAACGCUUUUAAGCAAUAAUUAGUUUGAACGGCUAUGCUUAAAAAAAAAUUAUCGUCCUAACACGCCUUCUGGGCCCCAAUUUUUAAAUGACCGCACUUGGAAUGGCUCGAAGUCUUGCGGAUUCUGCGUAACUCGUUUUGGGUCGGGCGCUUUUUUGAAACGUUCUGAGCCAUUCCAAAUGCGGCCAAGGGGUUCCAAAACAUGAGUAGAAAAGUAGAACAUAGUUUAUUUAAAAAAUGAAGCAGUUUAGUGAAAUAGUAUGCAAAAAUGAGAGUUUUAGACGUCUUUUCUAGAAAAAUUGUCGAAAAUAAAAUAUUCAUAUACCCACCUGACCACGCGCGAGCAAGUAAAGAAUCGCCGAAAAUGUAAAAAACGACGAAAAAUACGAUGUUAAACGUCAGGAAAGUGAUGGAGUUCAGGUAGAAGGUAGCUGGCGAAUAGGCCAUUCUGAAAAUUUGCUUUUUUACGAGUUAGGAGAUUCUGACGUGUCUGCGCUCUCUUUUCUCUCACCGAUAAGGUGAGAGAAUCGUAGAAAUAGUAGGUGAAAGUGAGAGGGCGCAGAGAAAUCAGAGUUUUUUAAUUUCGGAAAAAAAAAACUGAGAGGCUAGCCUACAACAGUCGCAUAUCCAUCGAAACAAUUAUUUAUGAGUUCGGACAUUCUGACCUGUCUGCGCUCUCUUUCCUCUCGCCGAUAAGGUUAGAGAAUCAUCAAAAUAGUAGGUAGCCCUGAGAGGGCGCAGAGAAAUCACUAUUUUUGAAUUUUUGGUGAAAAAAUUAUCUUAAUUGAAACUUAUUGAACACCCAUGAGUUAGGACAUUCUGACCUUUCUGCGCUCUCUUUUCUCUCGCCGAGAAGAUUAGAGAUAGUGUGACUAGUAGGUAGCCAUGAGAGGGCACAGAGAAAUCAGAAAUUUUCAAUUUUUGGUGAAAAACUGAUCUUAAGAUUGACCUACAAUUGUCGCAUAUCCAUUGAAUUUUUUUUUUCAUAUAUCUAUGAAUUAGGAAACUCUGGCCUGUCUGCGCUCUCUUUUCUCUCACCGUGAAGGUUAGAGGAACGUAGAAACAGUAAGUAGCCAUGAGAGAGCACAGAGAAAUCAGAUUUCUUGUUAAUUUCGGACUGGUGGUACGACAAAAUGUGAUUUUUUUUUUUUUCGAAGAUUACGGUAUGUGAAAGUCCGCAAUUAACCUGUGCACGUGGUGUGUUUGCACAUUCUGAAUUCUGCAGUUUUGCUCUGAAUUUUAUCGGAAAAGGUCACAACUAUGGGCAACAUAAACUAUAAGAAAAAAUUGUGACAUAGAAAAAUUGUGCAAACACGCACAGUGCACACGCCAAUUGCGGACUUUCACAUACCGUACUCUUCGAAAUCGUCUCCCGAAACUGACCUGCUACAUUCGCAUUUAACAGUUAUCGUAUUAUUGAUUAACAGUUCAUUGAAAGUUUUUUUCGCCGUCGCUCUUGCUUCUUCCAUCGUUGUUAGGAAAUGAAGUACUUUUCACGGAUUUUUCUUUUUUUGGCUUUUUUUUCUGAAUUUGUAACGAAUCAUAAACGUACUUUGAGAAGCCUUGAUUCUACUGACAAAAUUUUUGAAGCGUAAUUUAGUUUUUCCUGAACCGAAACUUGAGUUUUUUGGAACGUUUCUGGAUUUUUAAGCCAUUCCAAAUGCGACCAUCGAUUUUUGAAAAAUCAGAAAAUACGGCUAGUAAAGUGAAACUUUCAAAGAGGUAGAGAUCAUUUGGAAUUUGUUUAAAAUAAGCGUCAGGCUGGGCGACACGGGCAGAAGCGUGCGGGCUCGGGCUUAGAAAAUGGCGGGACGGGUCAGCCCGGGCAGGAGCGGGCGGGCUCGGGCUUAGCAAAUGGCGGGACGGGUCGGCCCGGGCAGAAGCCGGCAGGCUCGGGCUUAGCAAAUGGCGGGACGGGUCGGCCCGAGCAGAAGCGGGCGGGCUCGGGCUCAGCAAAUGGCGGGACGGGGCUGGCCUUCGCAUAA